CACACACACCCACCCUGCAAUUGGACCUCGUUUGUUGGAAAGUUGCGGACCUGCUGCGAUUCCUCUUCGGAGAAGAAGCCGCCGCGGCCGCUCUCUGGGAAAGCCCUGCGCCCUCGUCCUUCCGUUCCUGCCUUCGGGAGAAGCAGCGGCCGAAGUCGCCGUUCGCCCGGCGGGGAGGCGGGAUGGAGAUGCCCUCUGCCGUCGCCUCCUGCUUUCCUGGUCGGCCGCAGCGGCAAACGCCGCUCUUCUUUCUCCUGGGUUUGCUGCUUUCUGCCCUGUCCCUGCGGCCAGGACUUGGAUUAUAUGCAGUAAACACAGUAUAUGGAGAUACCAUUGUUUUGCCUUGCCAUUUAGAAGUUCCUAACGGUCUUUUGUUUGCAAAAUGGAAAUAUGAAAUUGCAAACAAGCCUUCAGAGUCCAUUGCGUUGCGAUCUGCAAAAAAGCCAAGUGCGCAAUAUGACAAUGUACCAGAAUACAAAGACCGAAUAAAUCUUUCUGAAAAUUAUACCCUGUCCAUUAAUAAUGCAAGAAUUGGAGAUGAAAAGAAAUUUGUAUGCAUGCUUGUAACUGAAGACGAUGUAUUUGAACAGGCUACACUUGUCAAAGUUUUCAAGCAGCCAUCACAGCCUGGAAUUGUAAAUCAAGCAGAAUUUCUAGAAACGGAAGAGCUAAAACUGCUUGGGGAAUGUAUUACAAGAGAUGGUUAUCCUGCAGGAAACAUAACAUGGUUUAAGAAUGGAGCUAUUUUGCAACAUGCUGAAGAAGCUGUUGUCAUAGAUGAACAAACCGAUCUAGAUAAAGCCAGUGGACUCUAUACCAUCAAAUCUUCCCUAAAAUAUAAACCAACAAAGGAUGACACUGGUGCACAGUUCACAUGCACUGUAACAUAUUUUGGACCAACUGGACCAGAGAUAAUACGAUCAGAAUCAGCAGUCCUUGACAUUUACUAUCCCACUGAAAAGGUUCAGAUUGAGAUUCUUUCACAAAGAAAAACAAUAAAGGAAGGUGAUAACAUUACCCUAAAAUGUUCAGGAAAUGGUAAUCCUCCACCUCAGGAGUUCUUAUUUUUCAUCCCAGGAGAGCUGGGACCAAUUCGAAGUUCCAGUUUUCAUGUGUUGACUGAUGUAAGAAGAAAUGCAACAGGCAAAUACAGAUGUUCUCUGACUGAUGAAAGUUUGAUAGAUUCCACAACAGUUACAGUACAUUAUUUGGAUUUGUCACUUACUCCCAGUGGAGAAGUUAUUAAACAGAUUGGAGAAGCAUUGCCUGUAUCUUGUACAAUUUCUUCCAGUAAAAAUGCUACUGUAUUCUGGCUGAAGGAUAAUAACAGAAUGCGGUCAAGUCCUUCUUUUUCAAGUUUGCAGUACCAAGAUGCAGGAAAUUACAUCUGUGAAACAACUUUACAAGAAGUUGAAGGCUUAAAGAAAAGUCAAAUUCUGACACUGAUAGUACAAGGAAAGCCUCAGAUCAAAAUGUCGAAGAGAACCAGCCCAGAUGGAUCUUAUAAAACUAUAGCCUGUCAUGUAGAAGGAUUUCCCAAACCUGCAGUACAGUGGACUAGCAGUGGAGGUGUCAUAAAUAAAACAGAAGAGACUAAAUAUAUCAAUGGAAAAUUUAUUAGUAAAAUCAAAAUUGCUCCUGAAGAAAAUAUUACAUUAACCUGCAUUGCUGAAAAUCUACUAGAAAGAGCUGUCACAUCUUUGAAUGUAUCUGCUAUAAGUAUUCCAGAAUCUGAUGAACCAGAAGAAAAAAGUGAUGAUAAUAGGGAAAAUAUUAAUGAUCAGGCAAAAUUGAUAGUGGGAAUCGUGGUUGGUCUUCUUCUAGCAGCAACGGUUGCAGGUGUUGCUUACUGGCUAUACAUGAAGAAAUCAAACAGUCAAUAAGCAAAUGAUGUCAUUAAAUAACAGCACAGUUGAUCAGCUUCAAAACAUGUAGCUAAAGAUCUUGGAAAUAUAGAGGAAAAUAAAAAGUUAGAAGAAAACAAUCAUAAAUUGGAAGCUUGAAAUACCAAACCAUUUGGUUGCCAUUCCAG
This is a messenger RNA of Protobothrops mucrosquamatus (brown spotted pit viper), 2032 nucleotides long. RefSeq names its product activated leukocyte cell adhesion molecule (gene ALCAM). NCBI's taxonomy places the organism in Eukaryota, Metazoa, Chordata, Lepidosauria, Squamata, Viperidae. Bases 183 to 1883 code for a protein of 566 amino acids. Gene Ontology annotation, cellular component: plasma membrane. Gene Ontology annotation, biological process: cell adhesion. The record is from RefSeq and is a predicted model, not a curated record. The transcript has 16 exons.